Molecule: messenger RNA, 1280 nt
Organism: Panicum hallii
Lineage: Eukaryota; Viridiplantae; Streptophyta; Magnoliopsida; Poales; Poaceae
Product: xyloglucan galactosyltransferase KATAMARI1 homolog
Exons: 1
Coding region: 16-1128 (370 amino acids)
Molecular function (GO): glycosyltransferase activity
Source: RefSeq, a predicted model, not a curated record
GACCGGUGGGCCGACAUGUGCGAGGACGUGGGCAACGCCGGCCUCGGGAGGCCGCUCUCCGGCGGCGCGCUCACGGGCGAGACCGGGUGGUACGCCACGCACCAGUUCGCGCUGGACGCCAUCUUCCACGCCCGGGUGCGGCAGUACGGGUGCCUCACCAACGACUCCUCCGCGGCGGCCGCCGUGUUCGUCCCGUUCUACGCCGGCUUCGAGUUCGCCCGCCACGUCUGGGGGUACGACAACGCGGCGCGCGACGCCGCCGCGCGGGACCUGGCGCGCUGGCUCGUGCGGCGGCCCGAGUGGCGCAGGGCCGGCGGCCGCGACCACUUCCUCGUGGCGGGGCGGACAGGGUGGGACUUCCGGCGAGACGCCUACCCCAACGCCACCUGGGGCACCAACCUUUUCCUGCUCCCGGCCGUCAAGAACAUGACCUUCCUCGUCAUCGAGACGGCCACCAUGGGCUGGGGCAACGACCUGGCCGUGCCUUACCCCACAUACUUCCACCCGCGAACGGACUCCGACGUCCUCAACUGGCAGCACAGGAUCCGGAACGCCGACCGCUGGUGGUUCAUGUCCUUCGUGGGCGCGGCGCGCCCAGGCGACCGGCGCUCGAUCCGGUCGCAGGUCAUGGACCAGUGCCGCGCGUCGCCGGCGUGCCGGCAGCUGGGGUGUGCCUCCGGGACCGCCCAGUGCCACUACCCGGGCGACAUCAUGGUGCUGUUCCAGAGCUCCACCUUCUGCCUCCAGCCGCCGGGGGACUCGGCGUCGCGGCGGUCGACGUUCGACGCGAUGGUCGCCGGCUGCAUCCCGGUGUUCUUCCAGCCGCGGUCGGCGUACCUCCAGUACAGGUGGCACCUGCCCAAGGACCACGCCACUUACUCGGUGUUCAUACCGGCAGAGAGCGUGCGCACCGGGAACGUGAGCGUUGAGGCGGAGCUGAGGAAGAUACCGGCGGCGGCAAUAGAGAAGAUGAGGGAGGAGGUCAUCAAGCUCGUGCCGAGGCUGGUGUACGCCGACCCGAGAUACAAGCUCGAGACGGUGAAGGACGCGUUCGACGUCGCCAUGGAUGGCGUCUUGGAGAGGGUGGCGGAGCCGGCGGAGAGGCAAAUAGGGUCCUACUGGCGGUGAACACCGGUGGUGGACCCAAGUUUUUAAUCUUGUUCUAAAGUAAAACGUAUUUUAAGAUAAAUACUAGGUAUAGGUUUGUUAGGAAAUCAAGUUGCUUAGCGUUCGAUCUACCAAGCCAUGUUGAAUGAUGGUAAAGACUUUACUACCUUAAA